AUGGCGUCGUCUGUCACUGGCGGGAAUCGUGUGAUUGUGAUAGGAGGUGGGCUGGCAGGCGUGUGCGCGGCCCACAGCGUGCUGGAGCACGGCGGCUCCGUCUUGCUCGUUGACAAAUCCGCAUUCUUGGGCGGCAACAGUACCAAGGCCUCCAGCGGCAUCACAGGCACCCCGACGCAGGCGCAGGUUGAGGCCGGCGUUCUCGACGGUGUAUCACAGUUCAUUCGAGACACCAACAAGAGCUUUCACGGCGGCAAUGAGAACGGACCCGUGUCGCCGCUCGUGGAGGAGCUCUCAAGGUUGUCGGGGCCGAGCAUCGACUGGCUGUCGAACCGAUUCAAGGUGGACCUGUCGCAGCUGGGGCUGCUCGGCGGUCACAGCGGGCCGCGUGUGCACCGCGGCAAGGAGCGAUUCCCCGGUAUGGCCAUCACAUGCGCACUCAUUGAUGAGCUGGAACGACUGCAGAAGGAGAAUCCGUGCCUGGUGCAGAUUGUAACCAAAACAAAGGUGGUACGGCUCAUUCGCGAGCCAGUCGAGGCGGGGCCAGUCUCUGGUGUCGUGCUGGAGAACCGCAAGGGCGAGCAACGGGUCGAGCGCGGCGUAGUUAUCAUUGCCAGCGGUGGCUACGCUGCUGAUUUUGGCAGCGAACACUCCCUACUUGCCCGCUUCAAACCUGAGCUGCUGAAGUUUGCGACGACGAACGCGGAGCACGCGACGGGUGACGGCAUCAAAAUGGCGGAGCGGGUUGGUGCGCAGCUGGUCGACAUGGAGCUCGUGCAGGUUCACCCUACUGGACUUGUUGACACGAAGGAUCCUAACAGCCCCGUGAAGUUCCUUUGUGCGGAGGCACUGCGUGGAACCGGCGCACUCAUCAUAAACGCCAAAGGAAGACGUUUUGUGAAUGAGCUUGGCCGCCGUGAUGAGGUGAGCUCUGCUAUGCUCCAGAAUGAGGCGCCGCCGUUUCGACUGCUGCUGAGUGAGGCAUGCGCCAAGGAAAUGCCGUGGCACUGCAAGCACUACACUGGCCGCGGCUUGAUGAAGCACUACAAGAGUGGAACAGAGUUAGCGAAGGAGAUGAAUAUCGCACCACACGUACUGCAGCAGGAGUUCAACACGUAUCGUGCGGCGGCAAAGACGUACCAAAAAGAACAGCGCCGCCGCCGCCGCUGGAGUGGUAUGUCGUCACCACGUAGGACCGACAGCGCCAAGACAAACAUUCCCGGGGCGUUUGGAAAGACGAUUUUUCGUAAUGCGGACUCUUUCCACAUUAAUGCACCACUCUACGCUGCAUGCAUUACACCUGUUGUGCACUACACGAUGGGCGGCCUCGCCGUCAACACCAAGGCUGAGGUGCUUGACAGCCAAACGAAGCAGCCGAUCGCAGGGCUUUACUGUGCCGGUGAAGCCGCGGGUGGUGUCCACGGCAAAAACCGUCUUGGUGGGAACUCACUCCUCGACUGCGUCGUAUUUGGGCGAGUUGCAGGAACUGAGGCGGCGCGGUACCUGCUCUCCACCUUCCUUGGACCAACCUCGGGUCGUCGCCUUGACACCAUUUACUCCCAUCUGACGCUGGAUCAACUGCCGCCGCUGAGGUCGGUGCCAAAGGCUGCUGCUCAGCCUCCUAAUAUUGCCGUUGCUACCGGCGCCACUCCCGCUGCUACCAGUACAGCUGCUGCUGGUGCGAAUUCUGCAAUUUCUGCAGCAUCCACGCCGUCGAGUGGAACGCAAAAGGUCGCUGGUGGUAAUGGUAGCCGCAAGUACACCAUUGCAGCUGUGGCGCAACACAACAAACCAGAUGACUGCUGGUGCAUCAUUGGCGGACAGGUACUCGACCUUACCACCUUCCUGUCCGAGCAUCCUGGCGGGAGACAGUCCAUCCUGAUGUACGCCGGCAAGGACGCCACGGAGGUGUUCGACUUGGUGCACAAGCGAGAACUCAUUGACAAGUACACCCCAGAGGCGGUGAUUGGCGAGGUUUCCAAUUAA
Trypanosoma grayi is the source of this 1986-nucleotide messenger RNA. RefSeq names its product flavoprotein subunit-like protein. The record is from RefSeq and is a predicted model, not a curated record. The transcript has a single exon. NCBI's taxonomy places the organism in Eukaryota, Euglenozoa, Kinetoplastea, Trypanosomatida, Trypanosomatidae. Gene Ontology annotation, molecular function: heme binding. The coding region runs from base 1 to 1986 and encodes 661 amino acids.